Molecule: messenger RNA, 4968 nt
Organism: Clarias gariepinus (North African catfish)
Lineage: Eukaryota; Metazoa; Chordata; Actinopteri; Siluriformes; Clariidae
Gene: ndrg4
Product: NDRG family member 4
Exons: 18
Coding region: 164-1534 (456 amino acids)
Biological process (GO): brain development; positive regulation of ERK1 and ERK2 cascade; signal transduction
Cellular component (GO): cytoplasm
Source: RefSeq, a predicted model, not a curated record
AAGAGGUUCCGAAAGCGGAGCCCUCAUAGGGUAGCAGCAUCUCAACCAAACCCACACACAGACACACACACGCACGCUCACAGAAGGAGCAGAAAAACAAAGAAGCCAAACCCUCUGAAAUCAUCUCAGCAGAAGAAGCACGAUAAGACACAUACGCCUAAAGAUGGGGCCCGGAUUGUUCUGGAACUUCCCCUCCAAGACUAGCUGCACGGUUUCACAGACCCUGCUGCAGACGAUGUUGCUCUCCAAGAUGGCUGGCAUGAAAGAACAGCAAUUCAUCGAGGAGAAGCCGUUACUUCCAGAAACCCGAGGCCAGGAGACAGAAAUGGCAAAGGCAGCGUGUGUGAACGCAGGACCCUGCCCCCAGCCAGCACGCCCUGCCCGCAAGUGGCAUGAGAUCGCUCGCCAUUGGCUCGGUGUGACACGCCGCCACCGGACCAGCGGGGGGUGCAUCCCGGAGAACUGUGAGAGCUUCAUGCCCGUAGGAGACUGGAAGGAACAUGACAUUGAGACUCCCCAUGGUAUGCUGCAUGUGGUGAUCCGUGGGGCUCCAAAGGGCAACAAGCCUGCAAUCCUCACCUACCAUGAUGUAGGACUCAAUCAUAAGCUGUGCUUCAACACUUUAUUUCAUAAUGAGGACAUGCAGGAAAUCACUAAACACUUUGUGGUCUGCCAUGUCGAUGCUCCCGGCCAACAAGUCGGAGCCCCUCAGAUGCCAGCGGGGUACCAAUACCCCACCAUGGACCAACUAGCAGGUAUGCUACCCAGCGUGGUGGAACACUUUGGAUUUAAGAGCAUUGUGGGAAUUGGAGUAGGAGCUGGUGCAUACAUCCUUGCCAAGUUCGCUCUGAUCUUCCCUGACCUCGUCGAGGGUUUGGUUCUACUCAACAUUGACCCCAAUGGGAAAGGCUGGAUCGACUGGGCUGCUUCCAAACUAUCUGGAUUGACCAGCGCACUGCCUGACACGGUCCUACCUCACCUCUUCAGCCAGGAGGAGCUGAUGAACAACAGCGAGCUGGUGCAGAGCUACCGACAGCAGAUCAACAACACCAUCAACCAGUUCAACCUGCAGCUCUUCUGGAAUAUGUACAACAGCCGUAGAGAUCUGGAGAUGAAUCGCAGCGGGACUGUUCUCAAUGCCAAGACACUCAGAUGCCCAGUGAUGCUGGUGGUUGGAGAUAACGCUCCAGCAGAGGAGGGUGUAGUUGAGUGCAACUCCAAACUGGACCCGACCAACACCACUUUCCUGAAGAUGGCUGACUCGGGUGGACUGCCUCAGAUCACACAGCCUGGAAAACUGACAGAGGCCUUUAAGUACUUCCUGCAGGGAAUGGGCUACAUCGCGUCUAUAAAGGAUCGGAGGAUGAGUGGAGGACCAGUGCCCUCGGCCAGUAUGACUCGGCUGGCGCGCUCUCGCACUGCUUCUCUGACCAGCGGCGGCUCAGUGGACGGCACCCGCAACCGAGCGUGCACACACUCAGACAGCACCGAGGGUGUGGGUCAAGUCAGCCACACCAUGGAGGUGUCCUGUUGAGCUCAGCUUACACACACACACACACACACAUACAUACACACACACAAACACACACACAACACACAUGUGUAGAUGGAGGGCAUGAAACAGAUAGCAGUAGGGACUGAGUUGAAGGAAAGGGCAGAGAUUUGUUCCUCUGUGCGUUUCUGUUCUGUAAAUCGACACACUGCGCCGCUCUCCUCUUCUGCUUGUUUCAUGACUUCUGUUGUUGCGCAAAGUGUAUUCGUGUUUUUUCGCUUCAGUGUCCUCCUCUGUCCUUCCAACAUCACGCCAGCCUCGACACCGACUCCCAUGAUCCUGUGCUCUCAUGUCCUAUCACGGUCUCCUGGAGUGACUGGUGGCUUUGAUGAAGGCGCAGAUGAAUUUUGAGUAAAAAUAAAUAAAUAAAUAAAAAGAAAACAACAACAACAACAAAAAUGAUAAGGGGUGUUCUUGCACCUCCAGGCUCCGGGUUCGAUUCCUGUCUCCGGGUCUGUGUGCAUUGAGUUUGCUUGCUCUCUCUGUGCUUGGCAGGUUUUCUCCAGGUACUCCGGUUUCCUCCCACAGUCCAAAGACAUGCAGAUAAGUUGGACUACAGAGGUUCCUAGAUGGAUGAAUGGAAUUUGUUUAGUUAGCUAGCGAGCUAAUCUUGUAGCUUGUAACCCAGCUACAUGCUCUUGGGCCUGGUUGAUAUACCGGAGACCUACAUUUGUGCAUGGAUUUCACCAUCGUAGGGUUUAUUAUCCAGAAGGCAGGUUGAGGGACGUCCAGUGGCUGUCUUGGCCAUGAGCAAAAGAGAUGUGAAGAUGUCAGUUCUUAGCCAAACACUGCAGCUCAUGUGUGUUGCGAAAUCCUUCUGCUGAAUAGCUCGAAAUAGCCCGUUUUUCUAUCAAAUCAGUUAAACAAUCGUAUUUGGUAAGUAAUCUUGUUGUCACAUAUUGCAGUGCAUUGUGGGAUGUCAAUACUACGUCAUUUCAAAUAGAAUUCAAGCAGUAUUAUAAACCUCUAAAACAGAUAAGGUUCACUGCACUACUCACUACUACACCAGUUAAACAGUAUACUUAUUAUAGUCUACACUGUUUAAGCCAUGAUAACGCUAUCCAGCUUUAGCAUGCUAAUGCUAGUGCACCACUCUAAGAGCUACUGUAUAAACGAUACCAUUUAACUGUAGUAUUCUCAGAGAAGUGUGCACUACUCCUGCCUUGAUCACUAGUAUCCUAGCUGUAGUCCUGGCUUAAAUACAUAUAACUUACUUACUCCUCAUAUGGCGCGUCCUACUCAAGUACACCAAACGUUGCAUGUUGCAUGCUCAUAAUGUGUACACUCCAUUCGUGAUAACAUAAUAAUCACUAGGUGGUGGGUGCAUUCCUCUACCUGGUUUUAUAGUAUUGUUGUGUAGAGGGCGUUAAUCUCUUGUACACUAACUGUAAUACAUAAUAUUUACCACCUAAGUCAAAUCAUGCAUACUAAAUGUGAAGUGCAAAAGCUUCAAGCACUUUGACUUUUGGUUCUAAAGUGAAGUAGUGUGCACUACUUUACCAAAGAAUCGUUGUGAUGCGCCAUUUGACAUUCCUUUAACUCUACUACAGUAACCGAAGCGUACCCCUCUCUAGCUUUUUGAUGUCGUCACUAUCUGACACGAGUUAUGUUUUACGUAUACUCAUUGUGGUAUGCGCUCCCCUUCUACAUGGAAGUGGUUUUGCCUGUGAUCGGUUCAUCACGGUUUCCAUUCUGUAGACAAUCACCAUCCGAGACGAACCAAACCCGGAACUGCGAACUGAGGCUGAACCUGCGUGCAGGUGGAGAGGUCAUGGGUCAUCGGUCAUAAGCCAGGCCAUAGAACUGAUAAGCAUGUAGAAAGCAAAGGAAAGGAGAACAAAGUCAGAAACCACACCACACUCAGCAUUCAGGCUCUUUUUUGGUUCCACGAUGAAGCAAAUGAUGCGAAAAAUGAUCUGCACUUGCGCUGGCACUAAGGCCAUGCCAAGCACAUGAGCUGUGAGAUGAUUGGCUAGAGCUGCCCUGUGAUUGUAUCCCAAACGAGACGAGGUCCUCGUGCUCAGCGUCGUCUCCCCUUUCAAGACACAACCGCUCAAACCGAUCUUCUUGAAUGUUACUUCAUUUUCUCAGCUUCCUCUAUUACUACCACUACUACUACUAUUACUCAGGGGUGUUUCUUGUUCAUGUGUCUGUGAGGGACGGGGCUGUCUGGAGCCUUAUGCUCCAAGCUCGGAAUGUAGGGCAAAUCCCAAAACCCCUAAAAACUCAAGGUGCCCCGACCCUCAGAGAUACAGUACGUGCAGUCGCCCCAAAGGGCUAAUCGACCCCUUGUUCCCUAUGUUAUCACUCCUAGUGCACAAGAAAAGGGACAAACUCUGCAUAUGCUGUCCGGUUCGAACGACGAAUGCAGCAAAUGUGAAAUAAGUCGACUUUCGUAAGUUACGUGAAAAGGAUAGAGUGUGAGCAAAUGUGGGAGUCAUGAAGGGCUUUCGAGACUUUGGAUGAUGAUUGACUGCGAAACAUUUGGAUUAGAGUGAAGGGACUGAGGUUUAAUGAUACUAAUAAUGAAAUUAAUAUUGCACAAGUGUUAAAUGUAGCUCAGAGUGUUUUAAGGCAUGUGUGAAAGUCAAACAAUGACGGCGAACAAAAAUAGGAAUAAGCUAUGGAAAGGAUUUAGGCUUAACAGAAAGUAAAGUUAAAAUGCUUUUCAAUUAACGGAGUAAAAACAGACCGGGUUAGCCACCAGUAGAAGAAAGCUUCUCAUGUUUUAGAACUGAUAUUGGACAAGCUGUAUGUUUUUCCUGCCUCUGUUUGCAUGAUACUGUAUAAGCCCGAGACUGUGUUUCAUGAUUUAUGUCUGUCAGUUGUUAAGCAUGCCUCCUGUUCUCCACAUAACCGAGUGUUUCCCAUCACUGAUCUGAGGUCAGGUUUGGUCUGGGACGCUUGUCGUCGUCGGAACUGAUGCCGGAUCAGACUCUGAAUUGUCAGCGCAGCUCCGUCCCAAAACACCUAAACUACCACUCGGUCUGGGCUCAGCACUCUCGUGCCCUGCUUUUCACGUCCUGAACUUCACAUUAGCACUCAUCACUUUCUUCCUGCUGUAGAUAUUCGCUGUUUUUAGAUAAUAACAAGCAAAAAGGGUUGCUUUGUCUUGUGCAAGUAUACAGUUCACAUUCCCCCAGUCCUACUUAUUAUUAUGAUUAUUAUUAUUAUGAUUAUGAUUAUUAUUAUUAUCCUCCAUCGUUUUUGUAUUGAGCAAUAAUUAAGUUAUUGUGUUUUGAGAUGGUUCUUCCUUUCAGAACUCCAAAAGAAAUCUGUAGAGACAGUACGACCAAACCUUUCCUGCCUGAUUCAAACAAGGGUUCAUGUACAAUGUAAAUCUAUAUAGAAUUAAGCCAUCAAUAUAUGUGUACUGAUCAUGUAACAAUGACAAAUAAACGAGAACGUAACAACGA